Messenger RNA from Capsicum annuum, 942 nucleotides. RefSeq lists its product as uncharacterized. The record is from RefSeq and is a predicted model, not a curated record. The transcript has 2 exons. Lineage: Eukaryota; Viridiplantae; Streptophyta; Magnoliopsida; Solanales; Solanaceae. The coding region runs from base 1 to 942 and encodes 313 amino acids.
AUGGUCCCUGUCGUUCAUGCCAUUGAAUAUGUUUCCCAUGUGGGUGGGGAAUAUUCUACUUCUUUUGACAAAGAGUCCAGUCAAGACUAUGAGAUUAGUGAAAAAUUAGGGUUUGGAGAUGACUUUGUAGAGGUUGCAACACCUCAAGAGCCUUUUAUGAGUGAAAAUUUAAAUAGUGGUGUUGUUACUGCUAGUGUUGGGGAGUUGAGUAGUGUUGGUGUUGCUGGUUCUAAUGGUGAGGAGUUAGGCGAUGUAGAGAAAAACUUGGAUAGUGGUGUUGUUGCAACUGUUGAGCAGAACUUCAGUAGUGCACAAUUUGCUAGUAUUGUGGAAAAUAGUGAUUGUAGUGGUGUUGCAGCUACUAGUGAGCAGAACUUGAAUAAUGUUAGCUUUGAAAUAGAGAGUGAUGAUGGCAAUGAUGGGGAUGAUGAAGUAGAACAACCCGCAAGAAGGGAAGGAAAAAUAAGAAGAGCAAAAAGAAAUCAUAAGAGAAUUGUCUUUGAUCCUACUUGUAAAAAAAUUAUUUGGGAGCUUGGUCUUUGUUUUGAAAAUGUUCAGCAAUUUAGAAAAGUCAUUACUAUGUAUGUUGUACAAGAACACGUAGAAUUAGAUAAGUAUGUGAAUGAACCAAAAAGGGUGAGAGUAAAAUGUAUUGAUGGUUGUCCAUGGUUUUUGUUUGGAAACCAUGAUUCUAGAAAUGGAGAUUUUCAGGUGAAGAAGUAUAAUCCAGUCCACAUAUGUAAUGCCACAACCAAAAACAAACUUGUAAAUUCAAAGUACUUGGCAGAGAGAUACAAAGACAAGAUUAUAUCUGAGCCUAGUAUUAGAGCUUUUCAGUUUCAAAACUUGGUGAAAAAAGAGUUGGAGGUGUAUAUUGAAAGAACAGUGGCAAAAAAAGCUAGAACUAUUGUGUUGCAGCAGAUCAUGGGUGUAACGCCCUGA